This is a messenger RNA of Penicillium paradoxum, 1083 nucleotides long. Its product is annotated as Pfs domain protein. The transcript has a single exon. The record is from RefSeq and is a predicted model, not a curated record. Lineage: Eukaryota; Fungi; Ascomycota; Eurotiomycetes; Eurotiales; Aspergillaceae. Bases 1 to 1083 code for a protein of 360 amino acids. Gene Ontology annotation, biological process: nucleoside metabolic process. Gene Ontology annotation, molecular function: catalytic activity.
AUGGGCCAAGCAGAGGAUUACACCAUCGGCUGGAUUUGUGCCAUUAACACAGAAUACGUUGCCGCACAAGCAUUUCUCGAUGAAAAGCACGAUGACCUCCCAUAUCUCCCGCGCACCAAAAAUGACUAUACCGUGGGUAGAAUGGGGAAGCAUAACGUCGUGAUCUCCGUUUUACCCAUGGGAGAAUACGGCACAUCCUCAGCAGCCCGAGUAGCGGAUGAUAUGAUGAAUUGCUUUCCUAAUGUGCGCAUCGGCCUCAUGGUUGGCAUCGGUGGUGGUGCACCAAGCAAAAAGCAUGAUAUCCGCCUCGGAGAUGUUGUCGUCAGCAUUCCUCGCAAUGGCCAGAGCGGUGUUUUACAAUAUGAUUUUGGGAAGACAGUACAAGGCGAAGACUUUGAGCCUACCGGGUCUCUCGAUCAGCCACCUACCGUUCUCCGUGCAGCAGUCAAUGGCGUCCAAUCCCAGUAUGCGCAGGAAGGUCAUCAGCUUGAGGAUAUGCUGAAUAGCAUUCUUGAGAAGAAGCCACGACUGCGUAAGGGAUAUCAGCGCCCGGAUCUAGCUACCGAUCGCUUAUACAGAAGUGAUGUUGUCCACCCAUCACGGAGCGAAGAAUCUUGUACUACAACGUGUGGGGAUGAUUCGUCUGAUCUAGUAUUGCGAAGACCACGCACUGAAGAAGACGACAAUCCAGCUAUCCACUACGGCCUAAUCGCCUCAGCCAAUCAACUCAUGAAAGACGCCUUGAUUCGUGAUAAAUGGGCUGCGCAGAUGGAUAUCCUUUGCUUUGAGAUGGAAGCGGCUGGCCUGAUGAACAAUUUCCCUUGCCUUGUGAUUCGUGGUAUCUGCGACUAUUCCGAUUCACAUAAGAACAAAGACUGGCAAGGAUAUGCGGCGAUGGUUGCAGCAGCCUAUGCCAAAGAUCUUUUGCAUCGCCUCCGUCCCCAACAGGUGGAACAGCAGGCGAAAGUGGCCGAUAUUGUGAAAGAGGGUGAUCAUCAUACGCACAUCUCAUUCGGGAAUCACAACUCUGGCUUUCAGAUUGGUACAAAUCACGGUCAGGUCAAUGGAAAUAUUAGAGCCUAA